AUGCAUUCAGAUGAGGGCAUUAUGCUAACAAGUUUAGAGAUUAAUGCCGAAGAAAACAAAAUUGGAGAGGGGCCUUCUGCAAUUGUUUAUAGAGCAGUUUUUACUGAUGCGAUCCAACAGCUGCACUUGUACCUAAAACUGCCUGUAUAUCAUGGAAACAUAACAUCUGAGAACAUCCUUCUCGAUGAGUUCUAUAAUGCAAAACUAGGAGGUUUUGGAGCUGCAAAUUAUUGCAGCAAUGACAGGACAAAUCCUGGCCAACUAUCAGAAAUGGCUAAAGAUAUUUGGAGUCUUGGGUUUCUGUUACUUGAGCUACUAAAAGGGAAGCCUCUAGCAGAUAGAGAUGGUUUCAAAAAUUUCAGGAGCAUGGAAGAGAUAAAUGAGAUUGUUGGUGGUCAGGAGUCCUUUGAUGAGCGGCUAGAUAUUCCGAAAGACAAAUGCAAGAUCAUUGCGUUGGCAAAGUUUGGUGAAAUUGCAAAAUGGUGCAUCAGUAGCAGCUGGAGUUUUGGAAAAAAUCAAAAUUAUCCCAAGAUAGUUGAUGUUCUGUCUGGCUUGACACAAGUGAAGCAACUGUUUUCUUCUGCUUCAUGCUGA
Messenger RNA from Quercus lobata, 594 nucleotides. RefSeq names its product probable serine/threonine-protein kinase PBL28. The record is from RefSeq and is a predicted model, not a curated record. Gene Ontology annotation, biological process: protein phosphorylation. Gene Ontology annotation, cellular component: plasma membrane. The transcript is spliced from 2 exons. Lineage: Eukaryota; Viridiplantae; Streptophyta; Magnoliopsida; Fagales; Fagaceae. Bases 1 to 594 code for a protein of 197 amino acids. Gene Ontology annotation, molecular function: ATP binding; protein kinase activity.